AAUGGCAUUCUUAGCCUAUCUCAUGAUGUCUUUCUCUUCCCCAGUUUCGCUUUCCCAGAACUCUGCCUUUUCCCAGAAGGAAGAGGAGAAAAAUGACCAAGUUCCAGGAGGCAGUGACAUUCAAGGACGUGGCUGUGGCCUUCACCGAGGAGGAGCUGGGGCUGUUGGACUCUGCUCAGAGGAAGCUGUAUCGAGAAGUGAUGCUGGAGAACUUCAGGAACCUGGUCUCAGUGGGACAUCAGUCCUUCAAACCAGACAUGAUAUCCCAGUUGGAGAGAGAGGAAAAGCUUUGGAUGAAGGAGAUCCAAACCCAAAUGGGUAGGCAUUCAGGAGGCAGGAAUCAAAAUGAGAUGGAGACUCUUCAUGAAGCAGGAUUAAGGUGCCUUUCACUGGGAGAGCUUUCCUGCUGGCAAAUCAAGAGACAUGUUGUGAGCAAAUUAACCAGAAGUCAAGACUCCAUGAUCACUAUUCAAGGAAAGAGGUCUCAGUUCCCCAGGCACCAUGGUUCCCCCUAUCAAGUGGGUGCACAAGAAUCUAUUAAGGCUUCUGUGGAUGACAGCUGUCUAGUGAACCUUAUAGGGGAUCAUUCCACUAUCACUGAAAAUCAAUUUCCAACUGAAAGAGUUCAGAAUUCUUGGAGUGAAAUAUAUCUGAAUGAGACACAGAAUUAUGAGAGAAGUUAUAAGCAGACUCAGAUGAAAAACAGAUUAUGCAUUUUUGCUCCGUGUGUUGACAUUUUCAGUUGCAUCACACACCACCAUGGUGAUGAUAUAAUGCACAAAGGGGAUAAAGCUCUUAGCAACAGUGAUUGUGGUAAAGACAUCCUAAAGGUAUCACCUCUUACCCAGCGUGGUAUUCACACAGGACUGCAAACCUACCAAGGUAAUGAAUGUGCAGAAACCUUCGAUGAUGGCUCUAGUCUUGAACUUCACCAGCAGGUACACUUGGGGAAGAAGUCCCCUCCGUGUGGUACCCACAAGAAGGAUACCAGUUACAGCUCCAGUAUUCCUGUUCAACAGAGCGUUCGCACAGGAAAAAAACGCUACUGGUGUCACGAAUGUGGUAAGGGUUUCAGUCAGAGCUCAAAUCUGCAAACUCAUCAGAGAGUCCACACAGGGGAGAAACCCUAUACCUGCCAUGAAUGUGGUAAGAGCUUUAACCAGAGCUCCCAUCUUUAUGCUCAUCUGCCUAUUCACACAGGAGAGAAGCCCUACAGAUGCGACAGCUGUGGGAAGGGCUUCAGUCGGAGCACAGAUCUUAACAUUCACUGCAGAGUUCACACUGGAGAGAAGCCUUAUAAAUGUGAGGUGUGUGGGAAGGGCUUUACGCAGAGAUCGCAUCUUCAGGCCCACGAAAGAAUCCACACCGGAGAGAAACCGUAUAAAUGUGGGGAUUGUGGUAAACGCUUUAGUUGUAGCUCAAAUCUUCACACCCAUCAGAGAGUCCACACUGAAGAAAAGCCAUACAAGUGUGAUGAGUGUGGUAAGUGCUUUAGUUUGAGCUUUAAUCUUCAUAGUCAUCAACGAGUCCACACAGGAGAAAAACCAUACAAAUGUGAAGAGUGUGGGAAGGGUUUUAGUUCAGCCUCAAGUUUCCAGAGCCAUCAGCGGGUCCACACGGGAGAGAAACCAUUUCGAUGCAACGUGUGUGGGAAGGGCUUCAGUCAAAGUUCAUAUUUUCAAGCCCAUCAGAGAGUCCACACGGGAGAGAAACCAUACAAAUGCGAAGUGUGUGGGAAGCGCUUCAAUUGGAGCUUGAAUCUUCACAAUCAUCAGAGAGUCCACACAGGAGAGAAACCCUAUAAAUGUGAGGAAUGUGGCAAGGGUUUCAGUCAGGCCUCAAAUCUUCAAGCUCACCAGAGUGUCCACACUGGGGAGAAACCAUUCAAAUGUGAGGCUUGUCAGAAGCGGUUCAGUCAGGCCUCACAUCUUCAAGCCCAUCAGAGAGUCCACACUGGAGAGAAACCGUACAAAUGUGAUACAUGCGGUAAGGCCUUCAGCCAGAGGUCAAACCUUCAAGUCCACCAGAUAAUUCACACUGGAGAGAAACCAUUUAAAUGUGAGGAGUGCGGGAAAGAAUUCAGCUGGAGUGCUGGUCUUAGUGCUCAUCAGAGGGUCCACACGGGAGAGAAACCCUAUACGUGUCAGCAGUGUGGGAAGGGCUUCAGCCAGGCCUCACAUUUUCACACACACCAGAGAGUCCACACUGGAGAGAGGCCUUACAUAUGUGAGGUCUGCUGUAAGGGCUUCAGUCAGAGAUCACAUCUUGUCUACCAUCAGAGAGUGCACACUGGAGGGAAUCUGUAGAAACAUGAGAUACGGUACAGCCUUAAGUUAGAGUUCACAUCUUCCUUAUGGAACUCAGCAGCUUCACAGGAAAGAAGCUAAAAUGCUGUAUUUUAAGGACUCAGUUGGGAGACUAAUUCUUUACAAACAUCAAGAUUUCUCACAGAUGAGAGAGAACUAUUUGUUCUGUUAACAUGGUCAAUGUUUAUACCAGAGUUCCAAAGCAUCCCAAUCACUGAAAUGCAACACAGAAGAAUCUUAUUCAUUGGAAUCUACCCAAGAGAGAGGCCUUACUUUAACAAAAUUAUAUGAUUGACAGACAAAAUUAAUGUCAAAUGAAAUGUAAUCUCCAAGUAGGGAGGUGUUUGUCACUACUGUAUUUCUACCAUGUAGAACUAUGCUUGGCUCAUAAUAGGGCCUGGCAGUUACUGAAGCAAAUGGAUGAAAUCCCUAGAGCUACCACACAUAUUUGAAAAUUCUGGUCAGUUCCCUAUCUUAACUGUAUAUUAAUUUAUAAUCAAAAGGAAUCCUGCAAGUAGCCUUAACAUUAGUUUCAGGAAAUAAAGUACAGAAAAUCUUGCAAUACUGCCCUCCACAAUGAUUCAAAUUUGGACAAAAAGACUUGGGCAUGGCUCUCAUCCUUCAUCCAGCCUCAGUUCUCUGUACAGUGUUAUCAUCAGCCGUGUAUGGUAUAAUUUUUAGUAUCAUUGGUUUGUACUUGAUAGGUUUUUAUGAAUAACACUGCGAUUUAUGCAGUUGGGAUUUCUGGACCCGCAUCCAUCAAGGUAUAGUUUUACUGUAACUCAAAGUGUUAAAAGUAGUUACCGAUGACAAAAAGUUUCUUAGUAAACUUGAAUUGCUAAUAAUUGGUUUCUUCUCAUUAUUUUCAUGCAGGCUUAGGUCAAUUUGCUUUUCUAUGUAUAGUCCUUCCUCCACCUAGACCUCUUGAGAAAGAGCGUUAGCAGAUAUCAAGCACAUUUUGUCAUAUUCUUUCCCCCCAAAAUGGGGGUAGGGGCCAGAAACCUGUUGAGUUUUGUUUGAAGUAUCAUUAAAAGCAGUGACUUAGAUGGGUUGCCAUUCACACACCAUUGUAUGCUCAGCACUUUCUCUUGGUAGGAGUGAACAACAUGAGCUUUUUGGAGAUUAGCUGGGGAAAAGAUCAAAAAUACUCUUGGACCUGGCAGUCUAAGCACUAGAAGUUUAGCUUAGCUUAGCAGAUAAUAACAAAAGAGAAAGAUUUUAUACAAGAUAUUUAUCCUGAAUUCAAAAAAAAAGUCAAAUGUUUGAGUAAACUUGAUAUAUUCUUAUAAUAUACACCCAUUGAAAUGAUAGAGAUCUCUAAUGACAGGGAAAUUACUCUUAUUUUUCAUGAGGAAACUAUGCUUGAGCCUUCCUGAUAUCCAAAUAGAAGUCUGUAUACCUAAAGAUGUGAUUAUAGGCACUGAGAUAAUGUAUAUAAGUAUUUGCAUUAAUAUGCUAACAAUGGGUUUACUCUGGCAGGGAGGAUUGGGAUGAUUUAAUUUUUUCAAAAAAAGUGAUUUACAGUGACUAUUACCAAUUUUACCAAAGCAGUAAAA
Molecule: messenger RNA, 3862 nt
Organism: Lemur catta (Ring-tailed lemur)
Lineage: Eukaryota; Metazoa; Chordata; Mammalia; Primates; Lemuridae
Gene: ZNF235
Product: zinc finger protein 235
Exons: 4
Coding region: 93-2306 (737 amino acids)
Biological process (GO): regulation of DNA-templated transcription
Cellular component (GO): nucleus
Source: RefSeq, a predicted model, not a curated record